Sycon ciliatum is the source of this 2850-nucleotide messenger RNA. RefSeq lists its product as uncharacterized. The coding region runs from base 91 to 2643 and encodes 850 amino acids. The transcript has 9 exons. Gene Ontology annotation, biological process: xylan catabolic process; arabinan catabolic process. Gene Ontology annotation, cellular component: plant-type cell wall. Gene Ontology annotation, molecular function: xylan 1,4-beta-xylosidase activity; alpha-L-arabinofuranosidase activity. The record is from RefSeq and is a predicted model, not a curated record. Lineage: Eukaryota; Metazoa; Porifera; Calcarea; Leucosolenida; Sycettidae.
GCUGGACGCAUCCAUUCAACAACAUUUUCGCUCCCGCAAAGUUUUCUCCUAAUCAAAGUGUAGAUUUUCGGACAGGAGCCCCUGCAGAGAAUGGCGAACAUGCUCGCCACUAGCGUUCUUCUUCUCGCAUUGGCCACCGUCCACCUCAAGGCGGACAGUCCAUGUCUGGGCGAGUUCCAGUAUUGCGAUUCCAGUGGCGAAUGCGUGCUGGACCCGAGUUUGUGUGGAAAGUGCAAACAUGGUGAAUACUUGUGUCUCGACCAGACAACAUGCGUGCAUGAUGUGGAGGGCUACAUGGAAUGCCCGCACCUGAAGGGUGGCUUCUUCGACUGGACCAUGCCGAUGGAGGAGCGUGUGGAGGCGCUGGCAAAGCAGGCGACCGUUGCGGAGCAAAUCGGACAGUUGACGAACGCCGCUCCCGCCAUCGUACGACUCGGCAUACCCGCCUACAACUGGCUGAACGAUGACGAGCACGGAGUGAAGCAGAAGCACGCCACGUCGUUCCCAAACGGCUGUGCCCUGGGUGCCAUGUGGGACAAGCAGACAAUGUACAGGGUGGGAGAGGCGGUCGGCCAGGAGGCACGCGCCCUGCACAAUGGCUUCGUGCAUGAAGGUAACCGUGGUGAGCCCCAUGACAACGGAGUCGGUAUCACAAUGUACGCACCAAACAUGAACCUUGUCCGUGACCCACGCUGGGGUAGAGCGCAAGAGGUCUAUUCCGAGGAUCCAGUGCUCAGUAGCUACCUGACGUACGCGUUUGUCCACGCGGCACAGGUCGGCAAUGGUUCAUCGCCCCGGUACAUGCAGGCGGCUGCCUGCUGCAAGCACUACGCUGCAUACGAUCUGGAAACCGUUCCCGUCGACCGCUACCAUUUCUCGGCUACGGUGGAUGCACGCAACAUGUGGGAGACGUACAUGCCGGUGUUCCGAGCGUGCGUGCACUUUGCGCAGGGUGCGCACGUCAUGUGCAGCUACAACGCCAUCAAUGGUGUGCCGACCUGCGCCGACAAGGGCCUGCUGUCCGGCAUCCUGCGUGACCAGUGGCACUGGCCAGGGUUCGUCGUCAGCGACUAUGACGCCUGGGCGCAGAUCUACGAGACGCACGCCUACUGCCCCAACAUGACCUGCGCCGCGGCGGCCGGCCUCAACGCCGGCAUGGACCAGGAGGGCGGCGGGAACCGCGCCAUCGCUCAAAUCCAGCCCGCCAUCGACGCCGGCAUGACGACCAAGGACGCCGUGGAGGCGGCGUUCAAGCGACUGUUCCUCGUGCGCCUCAAGCUCGGCAUGCACGACCCUCCGCACAUGGUCGAGUGGAACUACCUGCGUAAUUCGAGCAUCGUCGAGAACGACUCUCACCUGGCCCUGGCACGGUACUCUGCGCAGCAGGCUAUGACGCUCUAUCACAACGUCAACGGUGCACUACCGCUGUCUAAAUCACUAAAGAAAGUUGCCGUCAUCGGCCCGAGCGCCGUCAAUGGACCCCUGCUGCUCGGCAACUACGCCAUCGUGCCCGACCGCGGAGUCCCGUCCAUUGUGGACGCAAUGCAGGACGCUCUCGGCGUCAAUCCCGGCAAGUUUGUCGCGAAAUGCGGCGAGAUCGAGGAGGAUGUCAGCUACUGCUCCGGUCCAGCGUGUCCUGCCACGCCAUCGGCGAGCCUGGAAAACUGCUGCUGGCAGUGCGGCAUGAACGAGGGCUGCACGCAUUACACGUUUCUGAACUACACCUGCGCUCAACUGUCGUCCACGGCCGGAAAGCACUCCGUUCCCGGCGGCAAAUCGGCACCGUGCAUGUCACACUACGAGCACAAGGUGGCCUGGGCUGGAGGGUGCGACGACGUGGCAUGCGAGAGCACGCGCGGCUUUGGUGAGGCCGUAACCGUGGCGAAUGGUUCCGACGCUAUUGUUCUGGUGCUGGGCCUGGAUCUGGUGCAGGAGCGUGAGGGACACGAUCGAGCCACCAUUGAGCUUCCCGGUCAUCAGAAUGAUCUGUUCACUACGCUGCGCCAUGCGUACCCGCACACUCCCCUCGUUGUCGUGCUCGUGCACGGGGGAACUAUGGCGCUGGGGAACAUCACGACUCAGGCCGAUGCCAUCCUUGAUGCUUGGUAUCCCGGUAUGGAGGACUUGCCGGCAAUGGGUAACACCAAUCUCUACCCGAACAAUGGAUCCAAAGGUAUAACAUACCGAUACUUUACUGGAGAAGUGCAAUACCCGUUCGGUUAUGGACUGUCCUACACCACGUUCAAGUAUUCUGAACUGAGCCUGUCCAAAACAACAGUCAAGGCAUGUGACUUUGUGAGCGUGACAGUUCGUGUCACCAAUACGGGUGAAAUGGAUGGUGAUGAAGUUGUCCAGGUGUACGUGGAACAGCCGCAUGCCUCAGUCCCAGUGCCACGUAUUCGCCUGGCCAACUUUGAGCGCGUCGGCAUUCCCAAGGGCCAAAGUGCGCAGGUCGAGCUGCAGAUCAGUCCGCAUUUCCACGCCAUUGUGCCCGACUCAGCCAAGGACAUCUACGAGGACAGCCCAAUGGUUGAAGCCGGUGUUGUCACCGUUCAUGUCGGCGGAGGACAGCCUGCCUACUAUCCGGGUCACUUGACCACCACGUUCACAGUCUCCGACACGCAGAAACUAUCCACAUGCUGAAAAAACCAAUAUUAAUUGUUAUGAUAUUUCCUGCUUUGCCUUGCUGGCCAAGUGGUAUUUCUAUUUUUUUUACUAGCACAAUAGAUCCCUAGUGAAGUAGUUGCAGCAGUGUGCUUAAAAACCCACAUGGUAGAAUAGCCUUGGUAUAUUUGGACAUAUAUAAAUAAAUUUCCUUUAACCCGUCCAAAUAACAUGUUUAGUACUGCA